This is a messenger RNA of Bursaphelenchus okinawaensis, 1365 nucleotides long. Lineage: Eukaryota; Metazoa; Nematoda; Chromadorea; Rhabditida; Aphelenchoididae. The record is from the annotation of a GenBank genome assembly.
AUGAACGGCCUUUACUUCCUGCUGCUUUCACUCAACUUUGUUCUAGCCGGUAAGCUCUUUAUGGCGUGUAAUUACAUAAUUUUACUGUUUUUACUAAACUUUUCGUAGAUAUUAGGUUUCAAUGAUUGAGUAAGAUAAGAUAAGGUAAUAUAAGGUGUCAUCGGCCAAAGAAAAACGUUUUGUGACAAAAAAAAUCCAAAAAUAAAAAAAUAAAGUUAUAAAAAGCAGAAAAAUACGAGAUGUUUUACAAUACUUACCUUUUUUGAACAUAUAUUACCCUGAACUUGAAAAAAAAUUUAAAAAAAUUUUUUUUAAUUUUAAAAUUGUAAAACUUACAGUAAUUCAUCCGGAAUGCCAGGAUCUUGACCCAGGGUGUCGUGAUUGGGUGAGCAACAGUCGUGAUCAAUGUCGUGUAACCGGUUACAUUCAAAGUAAAUGCCCGCGAAGUUGCCAUAUUUGCAUGAAGAUACCUGCAAGUAAGUCAAGACAAUAUAACUUUUAUAUUUUUAUGUUUUUUCAAGUCUUUUCGACAUGUAUCGACGGUGAAAAACAAAAAACGGUUAAAAUUUGGCCAAAUCAAAACAAAUUUUUACAAAUUUUUUAAAAGACGAAUCUGUAACGAAAUGUCACAAAUUAUUGUUUUCCUGUAAAUGGCCGCUUGACGGAAAUUGUGAAACUCGUUUAUGAUAUUGAUAAGCUAAAAGUCAACAUAAACGUUUGUUUUUUCCUCACAGUAACAAUAAACUUCUUAGAAUUCGAUGAGCUGAACGCUCCAGCGAAUCUUCGUCCUCUCGGCUGGCUGAUCGGAAUCUGGAGAUCCGAGCACGAUGGAAAGGCCUUCUUCCCCACUAUACCUAAGUUUACAUAUGGAGAACAGAUCGAGUUCUCCAUCCCGGAUCAUCAACUUACAGCCAGAUCAGCCUUCAAUUACACCGCCUUCGCCUGGAGUAUGGAUGGGAGUGAGGAGUUACAUAGUGAGAACGGGUACCUGGUGGUUCAGAAUGGCAGAUUCGCUCUUACCACCGUCAUGAGCAAUGGUAUGUUAGCAUCGUUUAAGGUAUUUUACAUAGCUGUUUAGGCUUUGUAACAGUAGAAGAGGGAAUGUUGAGCGGACAGAGUCUGAGGUUCCGACUGGUCGAUAUUGGUCGUAUCUCGUUCAGUAGAGAUCUGCCUGUUCAUGAUGUAAGUGUUUUGGUUUUACAGUAUAAAACUCAUUGUAUAAGGUUUACAAUAAUAUUACUUUAGCUUGUACGAGAAUGGCGUCUAGUCAACCCUAACACAUUAGAAGCUAGACUGUCAAUGGAAACUUUGACACAUGGUAUGCGCGAACAUACGACUAUUGUCUACAAGAAGAUAUUCCCAUAG